Raphanus sativus (radish) is the source of this 573-nucleotide messenger RNA. Its product is annotated as multifunctional methyltransferase subunit TRM112 homolog A. Gene Ontology annotation, molecular function: protein heterodimerization activity. The coding region runs from base 65 to 442 and encodes 125 amino acids. The transcript has a single exon. Gene Ontology annotation, biological process: peptidyl-glutamine methylation; tRNA methylation; rRNA (guanine-N7)-methylation. The record is from RefSeq and is a predicted model, not a curated record. NCBI's taxonomy places the organism in Eukaryota, Viridiplantae, Streptophyta, Magnoliopsida, Brassicales, Brassicaceae.
CCUCACUAGUUCCUCUUCGCUUUUCUAGGUCAGCCAGAGACGACAGCCAGAGACAGAGAGAGAGAUGAGGCUGAUAACGCACAACAUGCUCUCCUGCAACAUCAAAGGAGUAACAAACGGCUUUCCCCUAAAGAUCGAAGCUGAGAAAGUGAUCGAGAAGGAAGUCGACUUCAACCCUGAUUUUCUGAGGCACAUGUUCGCCAAGAUCGAGUGGAAGGCUCUUGCAGAAGCUGCUCGUUCCAUGGGAUACGCUGAGCUACCGGACGAUUCUCCAGACGCGGCGGUGAUUGAAUCCGCCGACGAGACCUUCCUCAGGAAACUCCACCACGCGUUGCUCGAGCUGCACUUGGAGGAAGGCGCGCUUGUCUGCCCCGAGACUGGUCGGAAGUUUCCAGUCAACAAGGGUAUCCCCAACAUGCUUCUCCACGAAGACGAGGUUUAAAUCAUCUUUCUAUUACAAUGUUUUGUUAGGGUUUUGUCAGAAUUUGAUGAUAUGCCUUCUUUUGAAUUGAGUAAACCGAUUGGAUGUUUUAAUAUUCUGAGUCUCUAUUAAACCGGUUUAAUUAAAUUUGA